This is a messenger RNA of Clarias gariepinus (North African catfish), 4295 nucleotides long. It is a transcript of the gene strip2, whose product is annotated as striatin interacting protein 2. The record is from RefSeq and is a predicted model, not a curated record. NCBI's taxonomy places the organism in Eukaryota, Metazoa, Chordata, Actinopteri, Siluriformes, Clariidae. The coding region runs from base 29 to 2458 and encodes 809 amino acids. Gene Ontology annotation, cellular component: cytosol. The transcript is spliced from 22 exons. Gene Ontology annotation, biological process: cytoskeleton organization.
GACACGGAGACACACACACGCGCGAGCCAUGCAGCAAUCGGACGACAUGGAGGGUUCCAUGGAAUCCCCCAACCUGGAGUUUGAGUAUGGGGACACAGACAUUCUGACUGCAGAACUCUCAGAGCUGUACAGUUACACGGAGGAGCCUGAAUUCAGUCUGAACAGGGAUUGCUUUGAGGAGGAUUUUAGGAGUCACGUGAAGGGCAGGAGAUGGGUGGAGCUAAGUGUGGAUGAACAGAGAGCAUAUAUCAUGCGACUGCUGGACGCUUUGGAGGUCACGGACAGAGACAAGAGACUCAAAGUUGCUCGGUCAAUACUCUACCUGGCUCAGGGGGUGUUUGAUGAGUGUACCACCGAAGCAGAUGUUCUCCACUGGUCACGACACAAUGUCUUUCUGCUCUAUGAGAUGGGCAUCUUCACUGCACUGCUGGAGCUCCUCAGCAUGGAGAUUGAUAAUAACCAGGCAUGUAGCAGCGCUGUCAGGAAACCUGCCAUAUCACUGGCAGACAGCACUGAACUCAGGGUGCCCUUGAGCAUCAUGUAUCUGAUGGUGGAGACGAUCCGUGUGGAAACAGGAGAAGACAAACCUGACUGGAGAAAGGCUCGAGAAUCAUUUAAAACUGAGCUGGGUUCACCGCUCUACAACGGGGAGCCUUUCGCUCUUCUUCUCUUCACCAUGGUAACCAAGUUCUGCAGCAUGAGCGCCCCCCACUUCCCAAUGAAGAAAGUGCUGCUACUGCUUUGGAAAACUGUACUGUUCACUCUGGGUGGAUUUGAGGAGAUACAGGAGAUGAAGGUUAAAGGGAGAGAGAAGCUGGGUUUGCCCCCGCUCCCCGAGGACAGUAUUAAAGUGGUCAGGAGCAUGAGAGCAGCCUCGCCGCCAGCCACUGCCAUGGAGCUCAUUGAACAGCAGCAGCAGCAGAAAAGAGGUCGCAGGAGUCGCAGGAGUGCCUUUGUUGAUAGCUUGGAAGGAGACAGUCCCUUUGCCAAGAAGCAGCCUUUGGUCAAGCAGGACAGCCUGGACACCUACAAUGAGAGAGACCCCUUCAAAAACGACGACGCCCGGGAUGAGGAAGAUGAUGCAGAGGAUGUGGACAGUGGAAUAGAGGGUGAGGUUGACCCCCUCGACCGUGAUGUCAUCAUCCAGCCUCCUCCUCCUCCACCACCUCUGCGGCCUCCUACCGAGAGAGUGACCUUCCCUAAAGGGCUACCCUGGGCACCUAAAGUCAGAGAGAAAGAUAUCGAGAAUUUUCUAGAGACCAGCCGAAACAAGUUUAUUGGCUUCACCCUGGGCAGUGAUACAGAGACUCUGGUUGGGUUGCCUAGACCCAUUCAUGAGAGUGUGAAGACUCUUAAACAGCACAAGUAUGUCUCCAUCGCUGAAGUGCAGAUCAAACGGGAGGACGAACUGCAGCAGUGCCCCAUGACACUGGGGGAGGAGGAUGUGGAUGAGACACCUGCAGAAAGUCUCUAUGUGGGAAUGCUCCCGAGCCUCUCUCAGUAUGUGAUUGCCCUGUUAAAGCUUCUUCUGGCUGCAGCUCCGACCUCUAAAGCCAAGACGGACUCAAUCAACAUCCUGGCUGAUGUUCUUCCUGAGGAGAUGCCCAUCACUGUCCUCCAGAGUAUGAAGCUUGGCAUUGAUGUGAACAGACAUAAGGAAAUUAUUGUCAAGGCCAUUUCUGCACUGCUGCUGCUCCUGCUGAAGCACUUCAAACUAAACCAUAUAUAUCAGUUUGAAUAUGUGUCUCAACAUCUGGUAUUUGCCAACUGCAUCCCUCUUAUCCUCAAAUUCUUCAACCAAAACAUAAUGUCUUACAUCAGUGCUAAAAACAGUAUCUGUGUGCUGGAUUUCCCUAAUUGUGUGGUCCAUGAAAUGCCUGAACUCACUGCUGAAAGCCUGGAAGCUGGAGACAGUAACCAGUUCUGUUGGCGAAAUUUGUUCUCAUGCAUCAACCUUCUGCGGAUCCUCAACAAACUUACCAAAUGGAAGCACUCCAGAACCAUGAUGCUGGUGGUGUUUAAGUCUGCACCCAUUUUGAAGAGGGCACUGAAGGUCAAGCAAGCCAUGAUGCAGCUUUACGUCCUCAAGCUUCUCAAGAUUCAGACCAAGUACCUGGGUCGCCAGUGGAGGAAGAGUAACAUGAAGACCAUGUCUGCAAUCUACCAAAAGGUCCGGCAUCGACUAAAUGAUGACUGGGCUUAUGGGAAUGAUAUCGACGCACGGCCAUGGGACUUUCAGGCAGAAGAAUGUGCUUUGCGCGAGAGCAUUGAGAAGUUCAAUGCACGGCGGUACGACAAAAACCAGAACAGUGAAUUUGUCCCAGUGGAUAACUGCCUGCAGAGCGUGCUGGGCCAGCGAGUCGAGCUGCCUGAGGACUUCCGCUACAGCUAUGAGAUGUGGCUGGAAAGAGAGGUCUUCUCUCAGCCCAUCCAGUGGGAAGGCCUGCUACAAGCCUAGUGACACAACAAGAUGUUAACUUGAACCAGCCUGUUAUACAACCCGUUGUGGAUUCACAAGCAUCCCACGUGUAUACACACACACACACACACACACACAAACACACACACACACGCACACGCACACACACAUAUCCAGACAGAACUUAUAGCAGUGCGAUUCUUAUCUUGUGUAAAUAAAUGCCUGUAAAUAGAGAUAUCUUCAAAUACAAUGUAUGAGUUUUGGGAUGGUAAAUCAUUUCAUUUUUUAAAUACCAUGUAUACCUGACAACAAAUUCUCCAAUUCAACCUUUAUAUUGUAAAUAAAUAAAUGACCGUUUAAAAUAUAAAUACAGUAAAAAAAAAAAGUAUUAUGAGUAUGUUCUACAGAAAGAGUGAAGGUAUUUAUUUAUUUAUCUAUUCUUUUUAAGGGGUCUAUAGUCUACUGAUAAAACUUUUACUUUUGAUCCGUACUUGCAUAUAAAUAUAGAACAAAAAAAAGAAUGCAUGUCAAACUAAAGAGACUUGGUUAAAAAAAAGCCAAACAUGACAACCAUAAGCAUUACUCAUAUGUCAGCAAGACAGGAAAAACUGGUCCUUAAUGACUCCUUCUAAAUACUGCUGUCGUCUCUCUCUACAUGCAUAGUGUCCCUCAUAUAGUGUACUGGAGAAAUGUCCUUGAGAAAGUCACGUUUUUUUUUGCAUGUCAGACGUCAGGGCUUCCUACCAUUCAGUUAUAACAUAACACAAAAAAGCACAGAAGUGUCCUUGGUGAAUAGCAUCACCCUCUUUACAGAUAGCAAGACUCAAACAUAAAGGUGCUGGUUUUUAACACAAUUUUUAACACAAAAUCUCCUCUGCCUUCCUCCACUCCCUCCUGUUCACCUCUCUUGUUGCACUUCAUUAAAUAAAGACGAUUCAUUGUUUUAAAACAGGAGAGGGUUUUAUAGUCUUCAUAUCACAAUUUUUAUAUUUAUAAUCAUUUUUACUGUUCUGUCAAAAAUUAUUAAAAAACAUUUUAAGUCGUGACAUACAGCACUGUGGACAAGUCUUGAUUCACCCCUCAAUUCCUUGUAUUAAAUUCAUUUCAAUAAAAUUAUUAAGAUUACAUUUAAAAAAAAAAGUGGUUUUACUGCAACAGACUGCAAAGCGCCUAAAGAUAUGACUAAAAAUAUACAGUAGAUAUUGAUUGUUUAUGUAACAACCUGAGCAGCAACCUCAUUUUUGCUCCAACCAUUCAGCAUCACCAGUAUACUAAUCACCUGUCAUCAUCUGCACCUGUUUCUCACUGGUUCAUGCCUUUAGUUAGAUUGCUUUUUUAUGCUUGAAUGAUUCAUAGGUCACUGUGUGGCUUAACAAACAAAAAACAUUCCACUGAAACUGAUCAGGUGCAUGGACUUAAAUUAGAGCCAAAAAUUAUUAUUCCUCUAGAUUACAUUAAAAUGUAAGAAAGUCUGACUCUUUGGAAGAAAAAUAUAGAGAUAUGAGGUGUGGCUCAAGACUUUAUUUGCACAGUACUGUACUUACUAAUAAAAAAAAAUUGCAGACCAAUGUAAGUUUACUUUCUUUCUUUAAGCAAGAAAAAACAGUAGAACUGUUGCAGAACAUAUUUUAAUCUUUAAUCAGAUGCACCUCAUUGUGUCUUAUUCUCCGAUAUCACUGUCACAAAAAAAAAAGUUAUGUAAUUAUUUCUGUUUUUCUGGUCUCAAAACUGUCUGUACAGAGAUAUUUAUCCAACAUAAGGGAACAAUAUCAUCUAGUGGCUGCACAAAAUAGAUAAAAUUGAUAUUGUGAUUAUAUUGUGACAUAUUGCACUUGCAAUAUGCAUUAAUAUAUUAAAAGACAUUUGUGAAUCCAUA